GGCAGCGGCGGCGGCGGCGGCGGCGGGAGCGCGGCGUAGGCGGCCCGGGAGCGGCUGCUCCGCUCCGGUGCGGGAUGGAGCGCGGCGCGGCGGCGCUGAUCCGCGAGGGCUGGUUCCGCGAGACGUGCCGGCUGUGGCCCGGCCAGGCCAUGUCGCUGCAGGUGGAGGAGCUCCUGCACCACCAGCGCUCCCGCUACCAGGAGAUCCUCGUUUUCCGCAGCACCACGUACGGCAACGUCCUGGUCCUGGACGGGGUGAUCCAGUGCACGGAGCGGGAUGAGUUCUCCUACCAGGAAAUGAUCGCCAACCUGCCCCUCUGCAGCCACCCCGACCCCCGCAAGGUGCUGAUCAUCGGCGGCGGCGAUGGGGGAGUGCUGCGGGAGGUGGUCAAACACCCSACCGUGGAGUCCGUGGUGCAGUGCGAGAUCGAUGAGGAUGUGAUCCAGGUAUCUAAAAAGUACCUCCCAGGGAUGGCAGUGGGGUAUUCCAGUGCAAAGCUGACCUUGCAUGUGGGAGAUGGUUUUGAGUUCAUGAAACAAAAUCAAGAAGCCUUUGAUGUGAUUAUCACGGACUCAUCUGACCCCAUGGGUCCUGCAGAAAGUUUGUUCAAAGAAUCUUAUUACCAGCUGAUGAAGACAGCCCUGCGAGAAGAUGGGAUUCUCUGCUGCCAAGGUGAGUGCCAGUGGCUGCACCUGGAUCUCAUUAAAGAGAUGCGUCAGUUCUGCAAGUCUCUGUUCCCAGUUGUGGAAUACGCCUAUUGCACCAUCCCCACAUAUCCCAGUGGGCAGAUCGGCUUCAUGCUCUGCAGCAAGAACCCGAACACAAACUUCCGAGAGCCUGUGCAGCAGCUCUCACAGCAGCAAGUGGAGGAGAGGAGUCUGAAAUACUACAACUCUGAUAUUCACCGGGCAGCAUUCAUUCUGCCAGAGUUUGCACGGAAGGCCCUGAGUGAUGUGUGAGACCAAGAAGCUGCUUCCUUCCUUCAAGUUGGACCCUGAGAUUGUCGGUGAUAUGGUUGGGACCUUCUCAGCAGACUGUGGAUUUGCUCUUCACUGUGUGGGAUUGUUUAACCCUUGGCCAGCCAACAUUCCCUUUGAUGUGUUAAAGAUGAUGGGGCAUAAGCCAGAUAAGACUAUUGGAAAGGUCCAGUGACUUAGUGCGUGAGGUCAAAACUGUUCUUUCCAGUGCUGGAAACGUAAGAUGUCUUUUUCCUUUCUCUCCUCCCCUCACCAAUUCUAAAUUUCAUCCCACAUCCCCCUCCCCCCCAACCAACGUGAUGUAUUUAUAACUGACACAUAUUUCUGUCUGGUGGUCUGGGAAGAGUCCAAAGGGUCCCUGACUCAGCCUUAAACACAGARAGAGAGAGAGAGAGAGCUUUGUGCACAGUUAGCUCGCUCUCUCCUCGUGGGAGCUCUCUGCUGCUGAGACAUUUUGACUGGUAACAGGUCUGAACCUUGGUGUCCCCCUGCCCUGCUGUGACUCCUGCACUGCUCUGCAGCUCAGCUGGAGAAGUCACAGUGCAAACUGUUGCCAUUCACAAUAAGUCUCACUCCAGCCCUGAUGGAGUAGCAGUAUUAAACACCAGCCAGGCAGGCUGGCAGCAGUCGUGUGGCUUUUUUCUUUUAAUCGUUAAUUUUUAAAAUUGGUUAGAAACAGAAGUGCUGAGGUACCAGGCUGACUCCUGUUCUCACCUCUGCCCUCAGAGGGGUUCCAAAGAAUGUUUUAUCGAUACGGUGAUUGGCGCUUUAUAUAUUUAUAUAUAUAUAUAUGUAUAAAAAAUAAACCUUAGCUGCUGUUCAGUACUGAUGUUGGGGAGUCAAUUGUGCUGACAAAUCUCUCAUCUCAGUCACGCUGAGAUGCCUCAGGCCUGGGUAUUUGCAAGUUCUUAGGAGGCAUCAUUAUUUCUAAUGCUGUCCCCAGAUGCAUAAGUUGUUUCUCGUUGUACUCUGCAAGAUGGAACUGCCUCCAUUUCUUUCCUCUCUGAAGACUCCACACCCCAGCACAGUGGGAAUCACCCUCCAGCACCACCACUGUGCCACUGUCACUUCCUGCACUCGAUUAAACACUCGGCUCUGGUUAAGGUGACAUCAUUGUGGGUCAGUGUUCUUUUGGGAGASAGUGGCAGAGGAAAAUGGAGAUCCAGAAGGUUUGUUGUGCUUCCAGGUGCACUCUCUAGUUGGUCUGACCUGCUCUCUCAUCUUUAGGGAUGACAAGUUAUGAAAAGUAAGCUCUGAAGAGUGAUCAUGCUGCAUGUUUUGUAUUGUAGCACAGCUGCACCAUAGCUCCUCCAUCUUCUGUCAGCCCCUCUGCUGCAGACUCAGUACCUGCUAUCCAUGUCCAAAUGCUGCUAUUCUCCAKKCCAAAUGCUGCCUCUG
This is a messenger RNA of Malurus melanocephalus (red-backed fairy wren), 2375 nucleotides long. RefSeq names its product spermidine synthase (gene SRM). Gene Ontology annotation, biological process: spermidine biosynthetic process. NCBI's taxonomy places the organism in Eukaryota, Metazoa, Chordata, Aves, Passeriformes, Maluridae. Gene Ontology annotation, cellular component: cytosol. Gene Ontology annotation, molecular function: spermidine synthase activity. The transcript is spliced from 8 exons. The coding region runs from base 75 to 959 and encodes 294 amino acids. The record is from RefSeq and is a predicted model, not a curated record.